Molecule: messenger RNA, 2720 nt
Organism: Pimephales promelas (fathead minnow)
Lineage: Eukaryota; Metazoa; Chordata; Actinopteri; Cypriniformes; Leuciscidae
Gene: mapre1b
Product: microtubule-associated protein, RP/EB family, member 1b
Molecular function (GO): microtubule binding
Source: RefSeq, a predicted model, not a curated record
UGUACGUAAUGACGUAACACGCCCAAAGAACAAACCGACGCAUGAUCCGAGAGAAAGAGGCGCCGGCGGAAAAGAGGAAAUGGCUGUGAACGUAUAUUCCACCUCAGUGACUAGCGACAACCUGAGUCGCCAUGAUAUGCUCGCAUGGAUCAAUGAGUCUCUACAGAUGAACUUCACUAAGAUCGAGCUUUUAUGUUCAGGUGCAGCCUACUGCCAGUUCAUGGACAUGCUGUUCCCAGGCUGCAUACCUCUGAAGAAAGUUAAAUUUGGUGCAAAGUUAGAGCAUGAAUACAUACACAAUUUUAAGAUAUUACAGGCUGCCUUCAAAAGGAUGGGAGUUGACAAAAUUAUCCCCGUUGACAAAUUGGUGAAGGGCAAAUUUCAAGACAAUUUUGAAUUCGUUCAGUGGUUUAAGAAGUUUUUUGAUGCCAACUAUGAUGGAAAAGACUAUGAUCCAGUGGAGGCUCGACAGGGCCAGGACACCAUGCCUGUACCCAACCCCUCCAUGCCUGCCCUCAGCAAGCCCAAGAAGAUUAUGAAUGCAGCACCACAGAGAGCAGCCGUUGCCAAGGUAACACCCAAGAUGGUGCCUAGCUCUGCGCGGAGACCUGGUGCAGGUGGCGAUGAAGAAAGGGCAGAGCUUAUUCACGAGUUAAAUAUGUUAAAGUCUACGAUCCAGGACAUGGAGAAGGAGCGGGACUUUUACUUUGGUAAACUGAGGAACAUUGAGCUGAUCUGUCAAGAGAAGGAUGGUGAAGGAGACCCCACCCUGCAGAGGAUUGUGGAUAUUCUUUAUGCCACAGACGAGGGAUUUGUCAUACCAGACGCUGAGUCAGAGGACCAGGAGGAGUUCUAAUACUCGUGACUUGUUGCAGUUUUACCCUCCUCUCACUCUCUCCAUUCCCGUCCUCUCUAGUCACUCACCUCCCACCUUCCCAUCCACACACCCCGUUACGCAUUUGGACUAUUCCGAACUAAAUCCAUAUCGAAUCCCAUCGCAUCUGCUAAAGCAUGCAUAGACACACAUCAUGUUGAAAGAACAGUUUUAAUGCCCUCAGACCUCUGGCUGCCACAAUACUCCCGUUUCGCUCCGAGGAAGAGUGCGUUUCCUGUCUGUAAGAUACAAUCUAAUAUUGUUUUCCUCUUUUAGCAACUUCAGACACCUGCAAAUGUAUUUAUCUUAUUUUAAAUGUCUCUGAAACGUCUGUAGUGUUUUAUUGGUGGCGUCUCCUCCCUCACUGCUGUGAUGCAUAUCUGUGACCAUGUCUCAUUCAGGACCCGUACCUUACUGACACAAAACGACAAAACGUGCGUUAGUUCAUUGCAAAAACCUUCUCACUUCUCACUAGGUUCCACUCAUAGUUUUUGGUGCUUGCUUUAGCGUAAGGCAGAUAGCAGUCACCAGCGCUCCAGUCUAUCCUCAGUGACUGUGCCUUAUACAGACUGUCUGGAGGGAGUGGACUCAGUCUGAUGUUUGUCUUUUCUUUGUUUCAUGGAUGUAGUGACGUGUGUAUUAACACUCAGUCGUGCGCUUUGGUCUACGAGACGCUAGUGUACUGUAGCGCCACAGUUGCACGAGUAAAAAUAUUUUAUUGCGUUCGUUUUAAAGAAUUAUCCCAGCCACUACAUUGGUGGACUCAAGGACAAAUUUUGAGUUGACAAGACAAACACUGCCCGUUUUCUACCUGUUUUUACUGCCUUAUAUUUAAUGCUUUUUUCUAUUCUUUAUUCGCUCUCUCUUUUGGCAAAUGUUUGUAAUUCAAGCGUUUUAUUUUUUUUCUUUUAAUUAUUAUUUGUAGAAAUUGCAGCAGCAGAAUAUUGAUUAUUUCAGACCACACAAGAUAAUCCAUGAAAUCCUUUGAGCUAUUUUAAAAGAUUGCACUCUUUCAAGACCAGUCCCGAAAUAACCAUGUCAGGCUGAUGAUACAAAUGCAAAAAAAACACUAAAAAUAUUAACUAAAUGAGGCUCACUCAUUUUCUAAAAAUAAAAAACAAAAACAGCUUUCUGGUUUUGAUCUUUGAGUUGCUUCUUCUAAGCAAUGAUCUCUUCACUUCAUUUGUUGUUUUUGGAGAUUCACGAUGAUUAUGAUCACUGUGCGAACUGACUUUCUUUGUGUAGUUUCAUUGUUUUCAUGUGCACGGGUCAUUCUCGGUCGAUAUGAAUUUUUCUCGGUGUGUAGUUCUCAAUGUUGCAUUUUACAUCAGUAGCACACGCAAAGCCGGCAAACAGUUUUUAUUGGUGCUAUGAAAUACCUUGACCCUUGAGAACUUGCCUGUUUGUGCUAGAAAAGCCUCUGCUGGUUCUUUUGGUUUAUUGGAUUAGAAAUGUUGCUGCAGUUGGGUGGAUAUAACAGCGUUCGUUAUGUCCGUUUUAAAUAGGAGACGAUAGGAAUACAAGUGACACUCACAUUUCUGAGCUUGCGUUUCGACAAAUAUCUCAUUGUAAUUUCAUAAUCCGAAUGGCUAAAUAGUGGUGGAUGCAAGUAAAAAUGUGGAAGUUGUUUGGAAGCAGGUAAUGUCUGUGAAAUGCAGUGAUUCACCCUUCCCUCCUUUCUUUCAAUGCUCUGUGGCCUUUAAGAACAAUCUGUAGCAAAGGUACAUAGUGGGGCCCGCACCACGACCAAACUGUCUCUCUCCCUGUUUUUGUACUUGCAGGCUGUUAAGAGUUCCACAUUUUUAACUGAAGUCCAUUUCUUACAAUAAAACGGUAUUUACAUGUC